Molecule: messenger RNA, 3990 nt
Organism: Conger conger (European conger)
Lineage: Eukaryota; Metazoa; Chordata; Actinopteri; Anguilliformes; Congridae
Product: serine/threonine-protein phosphatase 4 regulatory subunit 3-like
Exons: 15
Coding region: 824-3301 (825 amino acids)
Biological process (GO): protein dephosphorylation; DNA damage response
Cellular component (GO): nucleoplasm; protein phosphatase 4 complex
Molecular function (GO): protein phosphatase activator activity
Source: RefSeq, a predicted model, not a curated record
UUUCGGGGCAAUUUUUGAAGGGUGGGCAGUUGAUUUGACCGACGUCAAAUGGGAGGGGGGAGGGCGUCAAAUGAGAACGCGGGCUGCUGUGUAAAAUUGUAUUGAUUGGAGGGGAACAGAAAACGGACAGAAGUUUGAUCGACGUCUACGUCCACUGGUACAGGAUGAUGUAAAAUGUGUAGUUAUCUAUGUAAUUCUUUGGAAUGCACGAGAGAUCAGGCGCAGUAAUUGUAUUGGUUACGCUCUAUGAAAUUGAUUUAUUUUAAUUCUGAAGUUUAACGAUUACCUAGCUACCUGAAUUGAUUUUAUUUUAUUCUGAAAUGUUAAAUUACAGAGGAGAGGCUUCUCUCCACGGCCCGAGGACAGAACAUGGCGGAACUGUCGGCCAGGAUUUAACGCUAACUAGCAACUAACUAGCUCAAUAAUAUCAACAGUAACACAUAGCUAGCUAGCCAGAUAAUUAUACAUAAUACUUGAAAGUAAAAUUGUCUUCGUAGUUUACACAAAGAAAUCGCGUCUUUGUGAGAAGAAUGAAUUCGACUUAUCCAGUUGACUGUGGAUCCACGUUAAACGUGGCUCGCCUACUAGCUAGUUAGCUUUCGAAAGUGCAUUGAAGUGGCCUGCUAGCGCUAGUUUGGCAGUAUAGUUCACAUAAAACGAGUGUAGCUAUGUGGUGGUACUGCUAGCUAGAUACAUGGGGUUAUAUUUUCUUGGAAAGUGGGUAACUUAACCUAGUUAGCUUGUGGUGAGCUUGGAAAGCGCUGCAAGACUCGGAAGAUAAGAAACUUCGGUAACGUUACAAACCACGAAGUCGAUCUGCACAAUGACAGAUACACGUAAACGAGUGAAGGUUUACACCCUCAAUGAGGACCGACAGUGGGACGAUCGGGGAACGGGGCAUGUCUCAUCCGGUUACGUUGAGAGGCUGAAAGGCAUGUCCUUGCUGGUUCGUGCCGAAAGCGAUGGUUCUCUACUUCUGGAGUCAAAAAUAAACCCCAACACUGCCUACCAGAAACAACAGGACACAUUGAUAGUGUGGUCAGAAGCAGAAAACUACGACUUGGCCCUGAGUUUUCAGGAGAAGGCAGGGUGUGAUGAAAUCUGGGAGAAAAUAUGCCAGGUCCAGGGCAAAGACCCUUCAAUGGAUAUUACCCAGGAUUUGGUGGACGAGUCAGAGGAGGAGCGCUUCGACGACAUGUCAUCCCCGGGCUUCGAGCUGCCGCUGUGUGAGCUGAGCCGACUAGAGGAUGUGGCCGAGCUGGUGGCCUCCUCAUUGCCCUCACCUUUCCGUCGUGAGAAGCUGGCCCUGGCUGUGGAGAACGAGGGCUACAUAAAAAAGCUCCUGGAGCUCUUCCAUGUGUGUGAGGACCUGGAGAACCGAGAGGGCCUCCACCACCUCUAUGAGAUCAUUAAGGGGAUCUUCCUUCUCAACCGAACUACACUCUUUGAGGUCAUGUUCUCAGAGGAGUGCAUCAUGGACGUGAUUGGCUGCCUGGAGUUUGACCCUGCUCUCCCCCAGCCGCGAAGACACAGGGAGUUCCUGACUAAGACUGCCAAGUUCAAGGAGGUCAUCCCCAUUUCAGACCCUGAACUCAAGCAGAAAAUCCACCAGACCUACCGGGUGCAGUACAUUCAGGACAUGGUCCUCCCCACCCCCUCAGUUUUCGAGGAGAAUAUGCUGUCCACUCUCCACUCCUUUAUCUUUUUUAAUAAAGUGGAAAUUGUUGGAAUGUUGCAGGAUGAUGAAAAGUUCCUGACUGACCUUUUUGCACAAUUAACCAAUGAAGCCACCGAUGACUACAAGAGACAUGAGCUGGUAAACUUUCUUAAGGAAUUCUGUGCAUUUUCUCAAACAUUACAACCUCAAAACAGAGACGCUUUCUUCAAAACAUUGUCAAACAUGGGCAUACUACCAGCACUAGAAGUGAUAUUGGGAAUGGAGGAUGUUCAGGUACGCUGUACAGCCACAGACAUCUUCUCCUACCUGGUGGAGUACAACCCUUCCAUGGUGCGGGAGUUUGUGAUGCAGGAAUCCCAGAACGACGAUGACAUCCUUCUGAUCAACCUGAUAAUGGAGCACAUGAUCUGUGACACUGACCCGGAGUUAGGGGGUGCAGUGCAGCUCAUGGGGCUGCUGCGGGCCUUGCUGGACCCUGAGAACAUGCUCGCCACCGCCAAUAAAACUGAAAAAACUGAAUUCCUGAGCUUCUUCUACAAGCACUGCAUGCAUGUGCUGUCUGCUCCACUACUGGCCAAUACCACUGACAAGAAACCUAGCAAAGAUGAUUUCCAGUCAUCACAGCUGCUGGCUCUGAUUCUGGAGCUGCUGACCUUCUGUGUGGAGCACCAUACCUACCACAUAAAAAACUACAUCAUCAACAAGGAUAUCCUCCGCAGGGUCCUUGUGCUCAUGGACUCCCAGCAUGCCUUUCUCACACUCUGUGCACUUCGAUUCAUGAGGAAAAUCAUUGGCCUGAAGGAUGAGUUUUACAACCGCUACAUUAUGAGGAACUUUCUUUUUGAGCCAGUGGUGAAAGCCUUCCUGAACAAUGGUUCGCGCUACAACCUCAUGAACUCUGCCAUAAUCGAGAUGUUUGAGUACAUCAGAGUGGAGGAUGUGAAGUCUCUCACUUCCCAUAUAAUUGAGAACUAUUGGAAAGCACUUGAAGAUGUGGUCUAUGUGCAGACAUUCAAAGGGCUGAAGCUGCGUUAUGAGCAGCAGAGUGAGAGGCAAGACAACCCCAAACUGGACAGCACGCGCUCCACCAUCCGGAACCAUCGGUACCGCCGGGAUGCACGCAAACUGGAGGACGAGGAGGAGAUGUGGUUCAACACAGACAAGGAUGACCUGGAAGAUGGAGAAGCUGUGGUCCCACCUUCUGACAAGAUGAAGAGUGAAGAAGACCUCAUGGACCCCAUCAGCAAGUUUAUGGAGAGAAAGAAAUUGAAAGACUGUGAGGAUAAGGAAGUACUGGGGAAGUCAAACCUGUCUGGUCGCCAGAGCCCCAGUUUCAAACUGUCCUUCUCUAGCACCACCCUGUCCAGCCUCACCAGUCCCACCCCUUCCAGCAACCACCCAGAGUCACCUGGGUCGCCUGGAUCUCCAGGCUCUGCAGAGUCCCCUGGCUCUCCUGGUUCUCGAGCCAAUAAUUCACCCCCUAUGGCAGCUAUCACAACCAAGGGCGGUUUGGUUGGGCUGGUGGACUACCCUGACGACGAUGACGAUGAAGAGGAGGAAGAUGACAUUGAGAAUAAGGAGGAGAGCCCACCCUUGUCAAAGAAGUCCAAGGUGUGCUCCUAAAACAGGCCUUGGAACAGCCCCCCACCCAGCAGGAAUGUGCCACAGGACUGAGGUCUCACAAAACCAUCACAUAAAGCAGUGGGGAGGAAGCACUAGUGUAAUAACACAAUAUAAUUGCAGUCCACAUGUUUUUUUUAUAUCGUGAUGGUGAGGUGUGGGAAGAAAUGGAAUCUGGGGGUCAAACCCAUCUUGUGGAAUUCUUUAGUUCAAAGUGCCAAUCUGAGGAAGAAACAAAGAGUAAAGGAAGACAUUUCACCAUUUUCGAACACUGCAAAGAAACAAAAUGGAAAGAAAAAGCUGAGGGGGAAAAAUGGAACCGGACGCCUGUAACGUGCUGUAGGGUUCGGACCACACUCACUGCCCCCUACUCAGGGAUGGACCACACAGCAACUCAAAAGAGCCUGUGAAUCCAGAAACUCACCCUUCACCGAUUCAACUUUCCCCCCUUUGUUUUCCUCCUCGUCCCCCUUAUUUUUUACUUGGACCAGACUUAGUCAACUGGAAGAAGAUCAAGGCGGUUUUCACUGAUUUUGGAAAUUUGUCACCCCUUCUUGAUUAAAGAUUGACUGGAAUUCUAGAUGCGAUUUUGUCUUAAUUUUAUUUAUCCUUUCAUGAGUGUACACUUGGUGAAGUAUAUUUGAGACCAUUCUGAAAAUAUAUGAUGAUGUAAUAUAAUUUUUACGACUGUG